Molecule: messenger RNA, 973 nt
Organism: Trifolium pratense (red clover)
Lineage: Eukaryota; Viridiplantae; Streptophyta; Magnoliopsida; Fabales; Fabaceae
Product: ribulose bisphosphate carboxylase small subunit, chloroplastic
Exons: 3
Coding region: 223-759 (178 amino acids)
Source: RefSeq, a predicted model, not a curated record
UACCUAACGAUAAGGCUACCAUUUCAAAACAUUACAUUCUCUUGUGGCCAAUAUUAUCAAAUAUUCAAUCCAACGGAUGACAAUUUUCAGCCACCAAUUUUUUUCAAUCCAUACCAUUAGAUUAGUAACAUCCAAAUUUCACCAUUAUAUAUAGCAAGUUUGAGUAGAAGCAUAAGCAGAAGCAAAAAAGUAGUACUUGGUGAACUAAGAAGGAAAAGAAAAAUGGCUUUGAUUUCCUCCGCCGCAGUCACCACCGUUAACCGGUCUCCGGUACAAGCCAGCUUGGGCAGUACUUUCACCGGUCUCAAAUCCUCAGCUGGAUUCCCAGUCACCAAGAAGAGCAAUGACAUUACCUCCAUCACAAGCAACGGUUCAAGAGUUCACUGCAUGCAGGUGUGGCCACCAGUUGGCAAGAAGAAGUUUGAGACCCUUUCAUACCUUCCACCACUCACAGAGGAGCAAUUGCUUAAGGAAGUAGAGUACCUUAUUAGGAAGGGAUGGGUUCCAUGUGUUGAAUUUGAGUUGGAGAAAGGAUUUGUCUACCGUGAGCACAACAAUUCACCAGGAUACUAUGAUGGACGUUACUGGACAAUGUGGAAGUUGCCAUUGUUUGGAACAACUGAUGCAUCUCAAGUGUUGAAGGAAGUUAAUGAAGCUAAAAGUGUUUACCCAGAGUCAUUCAUCCGUAUCAUUGGAUUCGACAAUGUUCGUCAAGUCCAGUGCAUUAGUUUCAUUGCACACACACCCAAAGUCUACUAAAUUUGAUAUUUGCACCACCCUUUAUUAUUGCUUUGUUUGUACUUCACCCUUGUAAGAACUAUAUUUCCCAUUUGUUUUAUGUUUUUUAAUAUUUCAUCAUCAAUAUAGUAUCAUCCUGUUGUAUUUUUGGUUAUUAUGUAUUCGGAUUUCCAUUGGAAAUUAUGAAUGGAUGAGAACUAUCAAUAAUAAAAUAUGUUGUUUCUUUCUUCCCAAA